This is a messenger RNA of Brassica napus (rape), 1258 nucleotides long. Its product is annotated as probable transcription factor At1g61730. Gene Ontology annotation, cellular component: nucleus. Gene Ontology annotation, biological process: regulation of DNA-templated transcription. Bases 99 to 1097 code for a protein of 332 amino acids. The record is from RefSeq and is a predicted model, not a curated record. NCBI's taxonomy places the organism in Eukaryota, Viridiplantae, Streptophyta, Magnoliopsida, Brassicales, Brassicaceae. The transcript has a single exon.
AGACAGCGAACACUUAAACUAGUUGUUGCCCUUUUAGCUCUCUCAUCUUUGCCGUCUCACGCACAAACCCUAAAAAGCGCUUCUCCUCGGCACUUUCAAUGACGAAGAAACGCAACCCUUUAGAAAACCCACCAGCUGCUUCUUCCAGCGACGACGACGACGACGAAGCCGACUCUUCCGCUGGAGAAGAAGAAGAAGAAGUUAAUGAUUCUUCAUCAGAGGAAGAAGAAGAAGAAGACCAACCCAAUCCUCCUUCCUCCUCCGCCGUCACAAUCGCCAUCCCUGGUAAAACCACCUCAGCCUCCGAUUCAGUUUCUGGAUCCGAAACCGAGACCGAUUCCGAAUCCGAUACCAAGAAGGACAAGUCUCCGCCGCCGGCAACCAAAUCGGGAACGAAGCGGCCCAGCGAAGGGACUUCGAAGGAAGCGAACUCAAAGCGAGCGAAGAUCGGCGAAGACUCGAAGAAGCCUGCUGCUUUUCAGAGACUGUGGACCGAGGACGACGAGAUCGCUGUCUUACAAGGCAUGAUCGAUUUCAAGAAGGAUACGGGGAACUCUCCUUACGACGACACCAACGCUUACUACGAUUACAUCAAGAAAUCAAUUAGCUUUGAGGUUAGUAAGAACCAGUUCAUGGAUAAGCUUAGGAGUUUGAAGAAGAAGUAUAUGGGCAAAGAGAAGCCUUCUUUCACCAAGCCUCAUGACCAGAAGUCUUAUAGAUUGUGUAAGUCUAUAUGGGGACCUGAGGGGAUGGUUCUUGAGUCCAACGGCAAGAAGACCAAGAAGGUUGGCUCUGUGAAGCAGCAAGAGCUCUCUUUUGCUUCUUCUCCCAAUGGUAAAACGGUUGAUGAUGGUGGUGACAUGUAUGAUUGGUUUGAGAAGUCGUUUCUUGUGCGAGGGAUUGCGGGUUUCGGUGUCGAUGAGAGUUAUGUGAAACAGAGAUGGAGGUUGGUCCCGGUGGAGACUAAGAGGAAAGUUGAAGAGAAGGUUAAGAUGUUGCAGGCCAAGGAGAUUGAGUUUGUGUUGCAGAAGACUGAGAUUUUGCAUGAAGUCACCUCUUUGAUUGCUGAAGCAUCUAAGAACAAGCCAUUAGAAUGAUUGAUUUGAUCUACGGUUUCAAUGCCAAUUGUCUAUGCCUCUCUAUUGUUUUUUCAACUUAGGAUUUUUACUUUUUCUUCUUUUAUGAUCUACUUACUGUGUAAUUUUUCUGGUUCAUUUAGAUGGCUUUCUCUCAUAUGAAACUCUCUUAUAUUGGAUUU